Molecule: messenger RNA, 837 nt
Organism: Zootoca vivipara (common lizard)
Lineage: Eukaryota; Metazoa; Chordata; Lepidosauria; Squamata; Lacertidae
Source: RefSeq, a predicted model, not a curated record
AUGGAUCGCCGAGCCAGCCGGCCGGGCUCCCCGCCUGAGAGGAAUGCUUUUGGCCGAGAACUGCUGGAUCCUGUCUCUCUGAGCAGCCUUGCCCCCCCCCCCCCGCAGCCCCAGAGGACCUACCAAGCAGCGCUUUGCACUGAGCUGAAAAAGCCUCUGGUUGUCAGGGGGAUCCCGUCUUCUUCACUGCAACCACAUGAGAUGAGAGUGCUAAUGGCGUUUUCUGGGGAUGUGAUGGAGACUGGUGAGACUGUCAACAGCCUAAAGGAGGGGGAUCAUGUAAUUGGUGUGGCCAAUACCAAAGCUCUGGCAGAGGAGUACAUUGCAGAUCAAAAGAGAAUGACAGCAGCCCCUGGUGCCACUGGACUUCCCACUGUGGAUGUCACAACCAAUGUUCUUAAGGCAAAGGUAGGCCCCUUGAUAGCAGCAGCAGGUAGUGACAGCAAAUACGAUCUGGCUCUCCAGAAAGGGGCUCUCCAAAGUGUGAAUUACAGCAGCGGCAGCCUGAGAGAAGAAGUGAAGAAGCUGACUGAGAACAUUGGGGCUGAUGUGCUCAUUGACACUGUCGGUGGGGACAUCUUCAAGAAGGCAUUGCACAGGUUACGAAGUCUGAGAAGGCUCCGCGGGUUGCUGGUCUCCUGCUGCCGUUUGCCCAAGAUACAUCCCCUGGUCGGUGAGGAGGAGGUGGAUGAAUGGAAGGAAGAAGUAAAAGUAAUGAAAGAUGGGAAGGAGGAGGUGUUGAAGAUCAGAGAAAUUUUUGUAAGACCAUUCGACCAGGGGAUGGAGUCCACUGAUACCAACGUGGAGGGCAGCGGCAGCAGUGAGACCAGCAGCUAG